Molecule: messenger RNA, 936 nt
Organism: Cololabis saira (Pacific saury)
Lineage: Eukaryota; Metazoa; Chordata; Actinopteri; Beloniformes; Belonidae
Gene: ca4c
Product: carbonic anhydrase IV c
Exons: 7
Coding region: 1-936 (311 amino acids)
Cellular component (GO): plasma membrane
Molecular function (GO): carbonate dehydratase activity; zinc ion binding
Source: RefSeq, a predicted model, not a curated record
AUGUCGUCAACAAGAACGAUGUGCAACUCUGGACGAUGUGAAGUGACUGCUGUGUUUUUUCCUCCAGCUCAGUGGUGUUACCAGAGCCAGUACUGUGAUGACACAUGCAAAGAUCCAAGCAGCUGGGAAACGUUGUUUCCCCGCUGUGGAGGAUUACGCCAGUCACCGAUUAACAUCGUCACAAAUAAAGUGCACGUCAACAACGCCCUGCCACCCCUCAAGUUCAUCGGUCACACCGACCCAAUCAACAUCACCGUGACAAACAAAGGACACUCUGCUCACUUUGCUCUGCCACAGUCCGUGCGGCUGACCGGAGGAGCUCUGCCGGGUCACUACAGAGCCGCCCAGUUCCACUUCCACUGGGGCAGGACCGGGAGACCGGGUUCAGAGCACACCAUUGACGGAGAAAGAUUCCCCAUGGAGCUGCACAUAGUCCACAUCAAAGAGCCAUACGGCUCUCUGGCCGAGGCCCAGCAUGAUAUGGCGGGUAUCGCUCUGCUCGCCUUCCUCUUUGAGGAAACAACAGAUGAUAAUCCUUCCUUGGACACAAUAAUCGCUGCUCUGGGCAGAGUGCAAAACAAUGGAAGCACCACAGUGAUCUCAAACUUCCGCAUCAAUGACUUCAUCCCAGCGUCCAAGGACCUUCACAGUUACUACCGCUACGUGGGCUCGAUGACGACUCCAGGAUGUGAGCAGGCAGUAGCCUGGACGUUGUUUCACAAGACGCUGGCCAUCAGCAGCAAACAGCUGGAUGCAGUGGUUAAGCAGUGUCGGUUCUGGACAGGAAUGCCCAUGACGGACAUCUUCAGACCCACGCAGCCUCUGGAUGGCAGAGUCGUGUACCGCACCAGAGCGGGAGCAGCACAGAGGAGCGUAAUCCAUCUGUGGUUCAAUGUUUUCUCCGUCGUCCUCGUGACCACGGCUCUCAUUCACUAA